Aureobasidium namibiae CBS 147.97 is the source of this 1452-nucleotide messenger RNA. RefSeq lists its product as uncharacterized. The record is from RefSeq and is a predicted model, not a curated record. Gene Ontology annotation, molecular function: oxidoreductase activity. The transcript has 2 exons. Bases 1 to 1452 code for a protein of 483 amino acids. NCBI's taxonomy places the organism in Eukaryota, Fungi, Ascomycota, Dothideomycetes, Dothideales, Saccotheciaceae.
AUGUCGUGGUUCAGACGAGAUCCACCCAACACGAUCAACGCUUGGGGCCACAAAUUCGUGCUCACAGACGAGCACUUGACUCUGGAACAAAUGAAUCCAGCAAAACACACUUGGGACUAUCUGGGAGAAAAAGCAUUGAAUCGACUAAACGAGAUAUCGCCACCACCGCCACGCACAGUGCAGAAAAAGUCCGAAGGCAAUGAACCAUUCCCAGAUGAUGAAAAGCAACCUAAACCGGAUGUCAAGCCUAAGAGGGAUCUGUAUGCGUUACUGCGUGACCAUGCUGCUGAAGAUGAGGUACUGCAACAACUCUGGCAGCAGGUAAAUACUGUUCCGGAGUGGGUGGACUGGGAGCAGAUUGCACGUGGACAGGAUAUCUUCUACCGAUAUGGUGGACCCGUGCUUACUGGACUGGCAUAUCAAUCUCUUCUUGGUGGACUUGGUGCAGCUCGGGUGACUGAAGUGUUAUCGAGAACUGGAGGCUUCGCUGUGGAUGUUGCAAGAAACCGAUUAUUCGAAACCACACAAUACCUUCUUCAAUGCACAAGGUCACUGUCAGAUAUCCAACCUGGAGGCGAGGGAUGGGCUGCCACGAUACGAGUACGACUAUUACACGCCACAGUACGAAACCGCAUCAUGAAACUAGCAGAGACACGGCCAGAAUACUUUGACACGGAAAAACUAGGAGUUCCCAUCAACGACAUGGAUUGUGUGGGUACAAUCGUCAGUUUCUCAAGCGCAUUAAUCUACAUUUCCUUGCCACGUCAAGGUAUCUACCUCCGACCACAGGAAAUCGAAGACUACACCGCACUGUGGAGAUACAUAGCCUACGUAAUCGGCUGCCCAACCGAUGGCCUGCUGGAAACAAAAGAACAAAGCAAACGCAUCCUCGACAGCAUCAUGCAACACGAAAUCGCACCCACCCGCACAUCCCAAAUCCUCGCCAACAAUGUCAUCAGAAGUUUACAAGACAAACCACCAGGUUAUGCAUCCGCAGACUUUCUAAUCGCGGGAGCCAGAUGGCUGAAUGGCAAUCAACUCUGCGAUGCCCUCGCACUGCCCAGACCGAGUGUUUACUACACGGCACUCAUGGCCGGCCAAUGCAUUUUCUUUGGCUUCUGGUGCUACACCAACCGUAUGAACAAAUCCACUGAUCAAAAAAAGCUAGUGGUCUUGCGAGACAUCUUCUGGAAAAUCAUCGUCAAGGGAGGGUUGAAGGGUGAAGAGACGGAUUUUGAUUUCAAGUAUGUGCCGGAGUAUAGUAUCAUGACUGAAAUGGGUGGGGUGGAGGAAGUCAAGUUGAGCAAAUCAGAGAUUGAGAUUGCGAGUUUGAAGUGGUUGGUCAUGGGUGUUGGUGUUGUGGCAGUGGUAGGGUUUGUGGUUACCAAGGUUGGAUUGUUGGGGGUAAGGAUGGCGACUUGGGGGGUCAAGAGUGCUUGGAGUCUGUUGUAG